CCCCGGCGCCCCCGCCGCCCGGCUCGCCCAGGCUAUUCGGGAUCCAAGUUCGUAGGCCCUUUAAAGGGCCCCAGCUGCCGUUUGCAGAGUCCCGGGACUUUGAUCCCAGACGGUGGGGAGAGGGAUGGCUUCUUUGCGAAUCCGAGAGGCCAAGGAGGGAGACUGUGCAGAUAUCCUACGGCUGGUUCGGGAACUAGCUGAGUACGAGAAACUUUCGGAUCAGGUGACGAUCAGUGAAGAAGCCCUGAGAGCAGAUGGCUUUGGAGAGAAUCCUUUCUAUCACUGUUUGGUAGCAGAGAUUCUUCCAGCCCCCGGGGAGCUACAGGGUCCCCGUGUGGUGGGCUAUGGGCUAUACUACUUCAUCUACAGUACAUGGAAGGGACGCAGCAUUUAUCUGGAAGACAUCUAUGUGACACCAGAAUAUCGGGGUCAGGGAAUUGGUUCGAAAAUAAUCAAAAGGGUGGCUGAGGUAGCCCUGGAUAAGGGCUGCUCCCAGUUCCGCCUGGCAGUCCUGGAUUGGAACAAGAGGGCCAUGGACUUGUACAAGGCCCUAGGAGCCCAAGAUCUGACUGAAGCUGAGGGCUGGCACUCCUUCCGCUUUGAAGGAGAGGCGAUGAGGGAGAUGGCAGGAAGAUGAUACCAUGCCAUGGGGCUCUCUCCCUACUUGAGUUUCUCCUUCCCCACCAGCUCAAGCAAUCCCCAGUGACUAACUCCACAGACAAUGGCACCCAGGCCUCCCUGGAGGAAGGAGCGUUGGGGAUACCUAUCCUGAAGUGUGGAAAGAGCAGAAUUGUGAGAGCAGCCCUUCCUCUUUGUUGAAGGUGAAAAAAUAAAUAAGUAUUACUAUGUCC
Molecule: messenger RNA, 851 nt
Organism: Propithecus coquereli (Coquerel's sifaka)
Lineage: Eukaryota; Metazoa; Chordata; Mammalia; Primates; Indriidae
Gene: SAT2
Product: spermidine/spermine N1-acetyltransferase family member 2
Exons: 6
Coding region: 125-637 (170 amino acids)
Molecular function (GO): N-acetyltransferase activity
Source: RefSeq, a predicted model, not a curated record